This is a messenger RNA of Fraxinus pennsylvanica, 801 nucleotides long. The record is from the annotation of a GenBank genome assembly. NCBI's taxonomy places the organism in Eukaryota, Viridiplantae, Streptophyta, Magnoliopsida, Lamiales, Oleaceae.
AUGGGGAGUUCGCAGCAACAGAAACAGCAAGAGCAACUGAGUGGUGGAAAUAACAGCCAUUGGAUCGGAGCCAUUCCAGAGACACCACCAGCCGGCGGACAAUACAAUCAGAUUCAUGAGAAACAGAAGCGUGAAUGGAGAAAUUUUUUGUCAUAUGUUGGCCCGGGUUUCUUGGUCUCAUUGGCAUAUCUUGAUCCCGGAAAUUUGGAAACUGAUUUGCAAGCUGGUGCAAACCAUGGAUAUGAACUACUUUGGGUGAUACUUAUCGGAUUAAUCUUCGCUCUAGUUAUACAAUCACUUGCAGCUAAUCUUGGCGUAAGCACGGGUAAACACCUCUCAGAACUGUGCAAGGCUGAGUACCCCCAAUAUGUCCGAUACUGUUUAUGGAUACUAGCUGAGAUUGCUGUCAUAGCAGCUGACAUUCCUGAAGUGAUUGGGACGGCAUUUGCACUAAACAUAUUGUUCCACAUCCCAAUUUGGGUUGGAGUUCUUUGUACUGGUUUGAGUACUCUCCUACUACUUGGCCUCCAGAGAUACGGUGUGAGAAAGCUUGAAUUUUUGAUAGCGGUAUUGGUAUUCAUCAUGGCUGCAUGUUUUUUUGGUGAACUAAAUUAUGUGAAGCCUCCUGCAAAGGAUGUAAUGAAAGGAAUGUUCAUUCCUAAACUCAGUGGCAACGGUGCAACUGGUGAUGCCAUUGCACUAUUGGGCGCCCUCGUCAUGCCGCAUAAUCUUUUCUUGCAUUCAGCUCUUGUACUCUCUAGGAAAAUACCAAAUUCGGUUCGAGGCAUCAAUGUAAGUUGA